AGAGAGAGAGUCUCCAGGUUCCAGGCACUGCCUCCACUUCUGAAAGGUUUUGGAAAUCUCUUGUCUCCAGGUUGCUGGAAUUGACUUCUUGCUCAACUGAGUCACUCACUCAAUGGAGACAAAGAGAACUAAGGCUUUGUGCUGACUCAUAUUUGAAUCAAAGCAUUGAGGAGUCUGUCUGCCUUGUUUGUGGAGAGAACCAGUGAUCAUCUCUCCCACUGAGCUUCCUAAGACUUCUGAAGAUAAGAAGUUAGAGGAAUAUACACUUUCUUUUGAACUUUUAUAGCAAAUAUUUGCUCUAGUUUUGAAGCCCAGGGCUGCUGGGAGUGUGAGUGACAAGUCUUACAAGUGGCCUUAUUCCAACUCCAGAAAUUCCUCAGCCGGAUUCUUAUUUUGUAUACAAUCCUAACGUGACAGGCAACAUGCCAACUCAGUCCCUCUUGGUGUAUAUGGACGGACCAGAAGUUAUUGGCAAUUCUCUUGGCACCCAAAUGGAGAUUGAUGAUGCCAUGUCAAUAAAAGCGAGUGCCACUGUUCCUUUCAGAGCUACCCAAGAGAAAAAUAUAAUCCAGAUAGAAGGGUAUAUGCCCUUGGACUGCAUGUUUUGCAAUCAGACCUUCACACAUUCAGAAGACCUCAAUAAACAUGUCUUAAUGCAGCAUCGGCCUAUCCUUUGUGAACCAGCAGUUUUGCGUGUUGAAGCAGAGUAUCUUAGUCCUCUUGAUAAAAGUCAAGUGAGAACAGAAGCGCCAAAGGAGAAUAAUUGCAAAGAAAAUGAAGAAUUUAGCUGUGAAGUAUGUGGGCAGACAUUUAGAGUUGCUUUUGAUGUUGAGAUCCACAUGAAGAAACAUAAGGACUCUUUCACUUACGGGUGUAACGUGUGUGGAAGAAGGUUCAAGGAGCCGUGGUUUCUUAAAAAUCACAUGCGAACACAUACUGGCAAAUCGGGGGCCAAGGGCAAACUGCAGCAGGGCUUGGAGAGUCCAGUCACAAUCAACGAGGUCGUACAGGAACAUGCAGCCGAGAGCAUCUCAUCGCCUUACAAAAUCUGCAUGGUUUGUGGCUUCCUAUUUCCAAAUAAAGAAAGUCUAAUUGAUCACAGGAAGAUGCACACCAAAGAAACUGCUUCCGGUACCAGCAACACACAAACAGACUCUCAGCAGGAGGGAAUGCCAUCUCCGGGGGAAGAGUUCCUGCAGUUUUUUAACUUAAGACCAAAAUCUCACCCCGAAACCAUGAAGAAGCCCGCAAAAUGGAUACCUCAGCUCGAUCCAUUCACCACCUAUCAGGCUUGGCAGCUGGCUACCAAAGGAAAAGUUGCCGUUUGCCGAGAAGUGAAGGAACAACCCGGGCAGGAAGGAAGCACUGACAAUGACGAUUCAUGUUCAGAAAAAGAAGAGCUCGUCGAAAUUUGGAACUCGAGUAAAAGCCAUUCUGAAGGUUCUGGAAAGUCCAAAACAAGUAAAAGUGGUUGUACAGGCCUCUCACAAGAUAAGGAGAAGCCUAGACACUCCAACGGUGAAGUGCCUUCCAUGGAUGCAGACCCCAAGUUAUCUAGUAACAAAGAGAAGCCCACGCAUUGCUUUGAAUGUGGCAAAGCUUUCAGAACCUACCACCAGCUGGUCCUGCACUCAAGAGUACACAAGAAAGACAGGAGGACGGAUGCCGAAUCACCAACCAUGUCAGUCGAUGGAAGGCAGCCUAGGACGUGUUCUCCAGACCUAACCACCACCCUGGAUGAAAAUGGAGCCAUCGAUCGUGAAGGUGGUUCUGAAGACGGAUCUGAGGAUGGACUUCCAGAAGGGCUCCAUUUGGAUAAAAAUGAUGAUGGAGGAAAAAUAAAGCAUCUUACAUCCUCAAGAGAAUGUAGUUAUUGUGGAAAGUUUUUCCGUUCAAAUUAUUACCUCAAUAUUCAUCUCAGAACGCAUACAGGCGAAAAACCAUACAAAUGUGAAUUUUGUGACUAUGCUGCAGCCCAGAAGACCUCUCUGCGGUAUCACCUGGAGAGACAUCACAAGGACAAGCACAUGGAUAUCGCCAGCGAAGUCAAGAAUGAGGGGAAGAACCAGGAGACCGAAGAGGCACUGCUAACCGCUGACAGUGCGCAGACCAAAAAUUUGAAAAGAUUUUUUGAUGGUGCCAAAGAUGUUAAAGGCAGCCCACCGGCAAAGCAACUUAAGGGGAUGGCCCCUGCCUUUCAGAAUGUUCUGGGCAGCGCUGUCCUCUCGCCAGUCCACAAAGAUACUCAGGAUUUCCAUAAAAAUGCAACCGAUGACAGUGCUGACAGAAUGAGCAAAACUCCAGCCCCUGCUUACUUGGACGUGUUAAAAAAGAAAUCAGCAGUUGAACCUCAGGCAAAUAACCUUCUCCGUAGAGAAGAAGUGGGUGUUACUCCACACGCAGACAGCAGUGCCCCCCAAAAUGUUGACGUUGGCCACAAAGAGAAGAAAGUGGAGAUGGCAGCGGACUGCAAGUACAAGCCCAGCGCGGACUGUCAAGAAAAGCCUUUAAAUUUGUCCCUGGGGGCUCUUCACAGUUGCCCAGCAAUUUCUUUGAGUAAAAGUUUAAUCCCAAGCAUCACUUGCCCAUUUUGUACCUUCAAGACAUUCUAUCCGGAGGUUUUAAUGAUGCACCAGAGACUGGAGCACAAAUACAACCCCGACAUUCACAAAAACUGUAGAAGCAAGUCUCUGCUCAGAAGUAGACGGACCGGGUGCCCCCCGGCUUUACUGGGGAAAGAUGUGCCUCCCUUGCUGAGUUUCCAGAAGCCCAAGGCCAAGCUUGCCUUCCCCGCGCAGCCCAAGUCCCUGCCGUCGGAGAAAGUGAGGCCGGGCCCCCCGGGCCCGGGCAAAGCCCCCGUGAGUGCGGGGCUGGACGCCAGCCCUCUGGCUGCCAGUGACCUGAAGGCCCACAGGCCCCAGCCGGGAGCCGGGGCGCGGCCGGCGGCGGAGGCGCUCCCCAGGCGUGGCUGCUGUGGGGUGGGGGUGGAAAGAAAGGUGGAGGACCAGGGGUCUGAUCCGUGCUUGUCCCCGCUGGGGCGAUGUCGGGUGUCACUGAGGCCCGGAGAGGCCCGGCUCAGCUCCCUGCGCCGCGCUCUGCUGUCCUCCUUGGCACGUGUGUGGUGUGCCCACACUCGAUCCCAGCCUCGCCUGGGAAUUGGGGUUUGGGUGCUUCUGUCCGUGUCUCACCGCCCCUCCUAG
Ceratotherium simum simum (southern white rhinoceros) is the source of this 3200-nucleotide messenger RNA. The record is from RefSeq and is a predicted model, not a curated record. Lineage: Eukaryota; Metazoa; Chordata; Mammalia; Perissodactyla; Rhinocerotidae.